AUGAAUGAGGCACCACCAGGUGCUAUUGGAGUUUGUACUCCAAGCGGUUGGACAGACAGUGAAUGUUUUAUGAGAUGGUUGAAUCAUUUUACAUUUAUUGUAAAGCCAUCAAAAAAAGACAAGCAUCUUAUUUUUCUUGAUGAACAUCACUCUCACAAAACACUUGAGGCAGUGACAUUUUGUCGUGAAAAUGGAAUUGAAUUAAUAACAUUUCCACCCCACUGCACACAUAAGAUGCAGCCUCUUGAUGUUUCCUUUUUUAAAGGAUUGAAAGCUGCAUACAAUGCAACUGCAGAUGGAUGGAUGCUUAGUAACAAAGGAAGACGGAUAACCUUUUAUGAAAUAGCUGGACUAUUUUCAAAAGCAUUUUUGAAAGCAGCCACCCCAGAAAAAGCUGUGCAUGGUUUUGAAUGCACUGGUUUGUGGCCUCUAAACAAACAAAUUUUUUCUGAAGAAGAUUUUUUGCAUCAAAGCUAA
Messenger RNA from Helobdella robusta, 477 nucleotides. RefSeq lists its product as hypothetical. The record is from RefSeq and is a predicted model, not a curated record. The coding region runs from base 1 to 477 and encodes 158 amino acids. Gene Ontology annotation, cellular component: nucleus. NCBI's taxonomy places the organism in Eukaryota, Metazoa, Annelida, Clitellata, Rhynchobdellida, Glossiphoniidae. Gene Ontology annotation, molecular function: DNA binding. The transcript has a single exon.